Messenger RNA from Gamsiella multidivaricata, 1094 nucleotides. Its product is annotated as HIT-like domain-containing protein. Gene Ontology annotation, cellular component: P-body; nucleus. Gene Ontology annotation, molecular function: RNA 7-methylguanosine cap binding; hydrolase activity. The coding region runs from base 101 to 1015 and encodes 304 amino acids. The record is from RefSeq and is a predicted model, not a curated record. NCBI's taxonomy places the organism in Eukaryota, Fungi, Mortierellomycota, Mortierellomycetes, Mortierellales, Mortierellaceae. The transcript has 4 exons. Gene Ontology annotation, biological process: deadenylation-dependent decapping of nuclear-transcribed mRNA.
GUCCACGCCCCUGUUCCUGCUUCUUGAAACACCAAAAACCACACUAUACCACACUAUACCACACCUCAACUUUCAUCUUUUAUCAGUCCCCUCUGUCACCAUGAACUCCCUGUCUAACUUCCAGUUCGCACGCGUUUUGAAUGAGGAUCCCGUUCUCAAGACCAUUGCGAUCCUCGGCAGCCUCCCUUCGCCAACUGAUCCCGCCACAAUUCAGCCUGCGAUCCUCCUCAUAGAGAAGACCCACUUUGCAGCCCAGUCCUCUGAGAGCGACAUCACCCGCCGCAUCACAGAACUACUGUCGACUGGCAGCAAUGACAUCUACUUUUGGUCGAAUGCCAUCCUCUCGGCGAAUGCAAGCGAUCCUGACCUGAAAAUGACAGUCAUUUACCCCGCAACAGAAGCCCAUGUCUCCAAGUACUCGCGCCAAGAGCGGAAGAUGAUCACCGAGACCGCAGAGGUUUAUCAAAAGUCGGUCCUGCCUUGGAUCGAGGCACAACCUGCGAGUAGGAUCCAAUGGGUCUAUAACAUCCUUAGGGGCCUCAAAGAAACCGAUAAUGUCUUCUUCCGGGACAAUGACCCUGACAAAGGUUUCGUUGUUUUGCCAGACAGCAAAUGGGACAGGCGCACUAUGUCCUCACUUUACCUCUUGGCGAUCUCUCAACGAGGCGACAUCCGCUCCUUGCGCGAUCUCAAGACCGUGCAUCUGCCCAUGCUCAAGAACAUCCGUGACAAGGUGCUUGAUAUGGUCCCGCAAAUGUUCCCAGAUGUGGCCCAUGAUGAGGUGCGCUUGUUUGUGCACUACCAUCCAAGCUACUACCAUUUCCAUGUCCAUAUCACGUAUGUGACAGCCCAUGUUCCCGGAAGCACCGUUGGCCAGUCGCACUUGCUCGACACUAUCAUCGAUAAUAUCGAAAACAUUGACCCGGAGUACUACAGCAAGGCAUCUUUACGCUUUGCCGUGGGUAUCAAUCAUCCCGUCUAUGCCUUGAUUACCAGUUCAAACAUGGCCAAGUAGAUGGUACUCUCGAUAAUUAGAGGGUGUCUCUCUCCUCUCUGUUUGUUUUUAAUAUAUAUUACAGAAGAACCAUGCCCCA